GAGCGCGAGAGAGAGUGAGAGAGAGAGAGAGAGGUUUUUGUUAGAGUGCUGCACUCACACUUCGACACUGGACACAAAGAUGACCAGACUGGGUACAGAGUGGACUAACUACACGCGGUUUAGACGCAGUUUUAAAGCCGUGACAUUUCAGUUGUUAAUGAGAAACUCUUCUUUGUGUAAAGCUGUUUAACACGCGAACGCUGUCUGUCACAGCACGAGAGGAUUGUUUAUCUGGAUAAGCGUGUGUGUGUGUGUGUGUGUGUAAGCGAUUAAGACAUGAGUGUCGCGUUAUGGGAUCAGCUUCAGGCUGGGAGCUCGGAGGUGGACUGGUGUGAAGGAAAUUAUCUCAUCUAUCCAGGAAUAGCAGAGUUUUAUAACACGAUAAGCAACUUUUUAUUCUUCAUCCUGCCCCCUAUCCUGAUGUGUCUCUUUCGUCAGUACGCCACCCAUUUCAACAGCGGCAUCUACCUGAUCUGGACCCUCCUAGUGGUGGUCGGAAUUGGUUCCACUUAUUUCCAUGCUACCCUGAGUUUCCUGGGACAGAUGCUGGAUGAAUUAGCAAUACUCUGGGUUCUUAUGUGUGCUAUUGGCAUGUGGUUCCCCAAGAGAUACCUGCCUAGGAUUUUUCGCAGAGACAGGUCCAGGUUUAAAAUGGUUGUAGGCAUCCUCUCCGGGAUCACCACUGGUCUGGCCUUCAUUAAGCCAGCAAUAAACUCGAUUUCGUUAAUGACUUUGGGAAUUCCGUGCACAGCUCUCCUUAUCACAGAACUUAAGAGGUGCGAGAAUCUGCGUGUGUUUAAACUGGGCCUCCUCACUGGACUGUGGUGGACUUUAGCGCUCAUGUGCUGGAUCAGUGACCGUAUCUUCUGUGAGAUGUGGUCAUCUGUAAACUUCCCGUACCUCCACUGUGCCUGGCACAUUCUCAUCUGCUUGGCCUCCUAUCUUGGCUGUGUUUGCUUCGCUUACUUUGACGCAGCGUCUGAAGCUCCAGAGCAAGGUCCGGUGGUUAAAUUCUGGCCCAGUGAGAAGUGGGCCUUCAUUGGAGUGCCGUAUGUAACUCUGCUUUGUGUUCACCGUAAGCCAUCCAUCAAGGUGACAUGAUCAGCCAGCGCUGCUGCAAUUUUCAGCGAUCAAUGCACUUUUAUAGACUGAGGAUUCUUUAAAGGAUUCAGUGGGUCUUAGUUAUAGUUUGGUUUGUAUUGUUAACUUAUAUAAUUCACAUAUGCAUAUUUUGUUAGAAUUUUUUAAAGAACCUUUUGUUUAACGUUCCUGGCAACACAGCUAAAUACUGACCCUUUUGUGAAAGUGAAGUCACUG
This is a messenger RNA of Clarias gariepinus (North African catfish), 1317 nucleotides long. It is a transcript of the gene acer2, whose product is annotated as alkaline ceramidase 2. Gene Ontology annotation, cellular component: membrane. The coding region runs from base 277 to 1101 and encodes 274 amino acids. Gene Ontology annotation, molecular function: hydrolase activity, acting on carbon-nitrogen (but not peptide) bonds, in linear amides. Gene Ontology annotation, biological process: ceramide metabolic process. NCBI's taxonomy places the organism in Eukaryota, Metazoa, Chordata, Actinopteri, Siluriformes, Clariidae. The record is from RefSeq and is a predicted model, not a curated record. The transcript has 6 exons.